Molecule: messenger RNA, 942 nt
Organism: Lineus longissimus
Lineage: Eukaryota; Metazoa; Nemertea; Pilidiophora; Heteronemertea; Lineidae
Product: translation machinery-associated protein 16-like
Exons: 7
Coding region: 93-710 (205 amino acids)
Cellular component (GO): nucleus
Source: RefSeq, a predicted model, not a curated record
GUAAGCUCGGGCAUGUUGUAGAAAGCGUGUUCCAAAAAAUAACCCUUAAAAUACUACUUUCUCUUGACAUCGAAGUAUUCAAUUGACGAAGUAUGCCGAAGGCACCCAAGAUCAAGCUAGGUGCCCAGGGUAAGAAGGCCAUGCACCCGAAUAGCAGAAAAGCCCAACAGUUUUCACGCCAACAGCACCAUGAACUGAGAGUUCAGAAGAGAAUGACAGAAAAAGGCCAGAAGAUGAAUGCACAGGGAGAAAAACUGCUAUGGUUUCAAGAGCAGCUUGAUCCAGCUGUAGAUUUAUACACCUUGUCAGAGGUUGGAGAAUUAAUUGAACGGUAUCUGCAUCGGUUUGACGAAGAGGUGGAACAGAUAGAAAUCAAGAAUUCCAUCGGCAACCGUAAAAAUCGCCAGAAUGCAUCCAGGGAGGAUGUCAUUAAACAUACAAUCGAGACAGAGAGAAGAGACUACAACGCAGGCGGGAUAGAACUCCCUGAUCUGACGCGGCAGAAUCAUUUAAAGACUUUCAGGGAAUGGACCGGUGAAAUGCGAUUUGUACAGAAUUUCAAGUUUCGUCGAAUCACAUCACAAAUGGUCGAAAAAGCUGCAGAAAAGGAGGAAGAGAUGCCAUUGGAGGAUGAGGAAGUGAAAGAAGGUUUAGAGGACUAUUCUGAUCAUGAAAAAGACACUGAAAAUGAAAAGACUGAUGAUACAUAGUGCAGAGUGUUUUGAUAAAGACCAAGGAUAAGGCAUAUUACAGUAAAUACAAUGACUGCUCUGGAUGUAAUUGAUGGACUUCCUUGACAGGAGUUUACCCUCUUGGAUCAGGCACGCUUUCUUUUUCAUGAUCCAUCAAAGGUGCAGUGUAUUGUUGACUGUAUUUUAUUAUUACAGCGUACAAGUUCUUUGUACCAGCCUGUUUGAGAAAAGUUUAUGCAUUAAAUGUUUG